Molecule: messenger RNA, 5350 nt
Organism: Aplysia californica (California sea hare)
Lineage: Eukaryota; Metazoa; Mollusca; Gastropoda; Aplysiida; Aplysiidae
Biological process (GO): regulation of cytokinesis; centrosome duplication; centriole replication
Cellular component (GO): centriole
Source: RefSeq, a predicted model, not a curated record
UAAUCUAGUAAGUAGCUCUUGCGAGAGGCAAAGCUAAAGGACAACUCGGGGAGAUAAGUCAUCGUACGUGGAUGUAUACAGUCGAAAGUCCGCCUUUUUGCCGAGGAGGGAGGAGAAAAGUGGAUGUGUAGGACUGGUGGAUGACGUCUACAGUGUCUUUGUAAGAGUUUGUGGAGAUGGAGACUGGCUGUUUAUACGGCUGAUUGUCUUAUACAGGUGGCUGUUAGAGCAAGUUCGACUGCAGAAAUAGACAAAAUUAUUAUAUUAGAAACACUGAAAGUGCCGAAGACUUGGGACACUGCGUGUGCGUGCUUGCUCACGUGCUUGUGAUCUUUCCGUGAGGAGCGUUCGGCGGGUGUGAUUUCCUUGCACGCGGAGUAGCAGCACCAUCAACAGCAGAAGCAGCAACAGCUGCAGAAUCAGCAGUAGCAGAAACAGUGGGCGGCUGGAGGGUGCCCCGCCAUGGAGGGUACGGUGGUGUGUUUGAGCAAGAAUGUGUCCGCACAGCUCAGUGUUGGGGUGAACGUUACGCUGGUGAAACUGAUGUGUGGCAGUCCAGCAGGCAUGGGUCAACUCAUCAAAUACUUCGAGUCCCAGAGCCGUCGACUGGACAGACAGAGCUUCCACACGGGCCCCAGUUGUUUCAACUCCGAUUUCGAGUCACAGAUCAAGUUCAACGGAGUCCCCAUCCUGCCUCCGGCCAUGACGUCUAGCCGUCGCGACGAUGUGAGACAGGACAAGAAGGACGCGGUGCUGUUGGAGAAAAGACUCCGGGCGCGACACAGACGACAGCUCAUGACACAGGCAGACACAGGGGUUAACGACACAUCACAGAUGACGUACACAGACAUGAACAAUCGCCCCACGGCACGGCAGCUCAACUUCGACUCGGCGGCCCAAGAUGGCGGCCUUCUGUCGGGGACGCUGAAGGAGCGACUCGGUGCUACCAACCCUCUCUCGACCUUUGCUACAGCUGAGACCGACUUGGCGGGGGAGGACUUCGGCCUACAGACGAUGGACACUCUCAACUCAGACUUUAUGUCGCUGGAGGGAGGAGAGUCGAUUCCCACAGUGUUUAGCGGGAUUAAGUUGAACUCUUCCAGAGAGCAGAAGAUCUCCUACGACCUUGACCGCCUCUCGAAGGUGUUGAACGUGCAGGAGUUAAACUCGACGAGCGGUAGCGACGUGAGUGAGGCUCUGGCAAACACGGGCGCGUCGGAAGAAGAUCUAAGAAAUGCCGCCAGGUGGGCGGAAAAAGUUCUGGCGCAGAAAGCGUCAGCGUCCGAAGGCGGUGGUGGUGGCGGGGACGUGCAGUCUGCCAGUUUCUUCCACGAGAGUCAGGACACGGUCGUGGAGGUGUCGCCCGAGCCGGGGGAGGGGCGGGAUUCCGAGUCAGGGGGGGACAACACGGUAACCACGGCAACGUCGGGUUUUGUCGACGUGAACACGAACUCCACACUGGAGCAGAGUCGCACGAGCACGAGCGUCAACAGCUCGCCGGGAUGUGGCUCGGCCAACACAACAGACAGCCAGAGGAGCAGCCGCAGCAGCCCAAAGUCGCUGAAAAACGCCGUACACUUCGCGUCGUUUGUCACCGAGUACAUCAACACCAGCGCCAGCCAGUCCCUGGAAAGCACCACCAUUGUCACCAAAAAGAUGUCGGCCGCCGAUCAGAGCUUGUCGAAAGUUUCCUCCGAUAUCGGGGCUCUUGCUUCCGACGGGGUGUUGCCUAUCAUCGGAGACCCCAGCGAGGCGAGGCUUAAACAGACGCAGGGGAAAAAAGUAGUCCAGGCGGAUGGAUCUGCGGCAGGUUUGCUGAGUCGUGUUUCGCUGAACCCUGACAGCGACUCCUCCCCGUGCACCCCACCAUUUGAUCCCUCGUCUGGGAUGCCUUUUCAGUAUUACGGGAGAACCGAGGCCUACAGUUCUGACAAAGAAAACGAGGGCUCGGUGCCUCAUAAAGGUCAUCAUGGCCACAGAGGAACACACGACCACACAGGAAGUAGGUCAAGAGGUCACGGCCAUGUAUCAGACGGGGGUGAGUGGGCGCGUCAUGGCGUGCGACGACGUCAGUCCUCAGAGGGAGAUGACGAGACGAGACACGAAGCCUCGGAUCAAGGAUCGGGUCGAGACGGGAGAAAAUCCCACGCCCCUCUCACAGGACACCGAUCUCUCCCGGUGGUGAAUCCGGCCGUCGCUUCGGCCGGUGUGGGUGCUCAGGACCAUCAGUCAUUUUCCGGGGGCAGCGUAGUCGGAGCUAAUCAGUCCUGCCAAGAAUCCGCGGACGAUCUGUCUGCGGUUAAACCGCCCACAGGGGAGGUCACCACCGGCAAGAUGUCGGUCUCCGACUCCCAGGGCUCGAACAAGUCCAACACGCUGACUGCAACGUCUGAGUCGAGCAGUAGCACCAUCAGAGACGACAUGUCGGCCAGAGACAAUACGGCCCUGGCAAUGAACAUCGUGGAGACAGGUUGUGGACAGGUCAAUGUACUAGACAACAAAGCUGUGGACGAUAAUGUCUCAGAGUCUCAGGUUGGAGCUGAAAAGACCGACGUGCCAAAUAAAAAAGAGGAGAAGGCUCAUUCUCCAAAGAAACUGAAUGUUGAUCCAUCCUCGGUGGAAAAAGAAUCGGCAGCAGAAAAUGAUUUGACGCCAACCAAAGUGUUAGUCCGGCGUGGCUCGUAUACGCUGAGUGAACCCUCGCCGGCUCUUGUGAGGGCAAGGUCAAGACUGGAGGCUCAAGACAAAGAGAGAGUGUCGAAGGACGUUGCAGCGACGAGCGACGCUAAGGCGGAGCAGAAGGAAGAAGUAGCCCCAUAUGUGGACAAAGACGAGGAGGCAGCGCUCAACAGGAAGCUCCAGUUCGAGUUGUCUCCUGAUGCAUCUGCCCCACAGAUCGGGAGAAAUCUGGUGAACGCCCAAGUUCCGUCGGAAGCGGAGAGAGAGGGGAAGGCGGAGCACAUCAACAAGUAUCUGAGCCAGGUCCAGCUACAAAACUCCAUGAACAUCAGCCACCAGAGCUGGGACGUCCUGCACAGGUCGCAGGGGGAGGGGGAAGAGGACGAAGAAGAAGAAGAAGAAGAGGAAGGCUACCCGGGGCUGAUGGAGGAUGGGAUGACCGCAGUGGACGUGCACAAUUCUAUCCUGGACAUGGUCAAGUCGUUGCCGGAGAGCAGUCAGAGUCUAGACCUGAGUGUUGACCAGCUGACCAGACUUCACCAGCAGAGGCUGGAGCAGGCCAAGGAGGAGCUGAUUCAUCGGCAGGAGAGAGAGAUGGAGGAAUUGUUUGUGCAGCAGAGACGAGAUACCAUGCUCCUGGCUGCGGAGAUCAAAGCAGCUCAACAGCUGGAGAAGGAGCAGCAAGAGUUCUUGAUCCAGAACGCCCCUGAGAAUCUCAAGGUCAAGGCCCGGGGUCAGAGCGGAGAGUUCAGCCCAGAGCACACCGGUGACUUCGACAGUAACGUCCUUGAGCAGCGCGACGGGGGUCGACCCCACACGGGAGAGUCUGGGAGAAGGUCGGAGGUCGAGGAGGCCAUGAACUCUCUCCACAACCUGAGACCUCAGUCGUAUCACAGACACUCGCACGCGGACCCCGCCGGCUCUAUGCCCAGCAUACAGCUACAGCCAAAGUCUUAUCCCGCGGGGAACCUGAAGACCGGUCGAUCCGUGGUGGCGGGGAAGCACGGUGUGGGGAAGAAAAAGUCCCAGAGUUCCGUCAUGAAUAUUUCGGGCGACAGCGUGGGUGGCAACGAGGCUCACCAGACGCGCGUGAAAACGCUCUCCUCCGACGACAGUUUCUCCCCUCGAGUGGCGCCCCCUAGAGACGCAGCAGGGAUCGGACACGCCGUCCCAGAGUUCAGCCCCUCGCCGAAUUCCCCACGGAUACAUCGGCCCUCCGUCCUGAGAUCCCCGCUGAAGUUUCCGUCCUCGUUCCGUCGGGACGGGAAAGUUGUGGUACCUCCUCAAGCCCACAGCGCAGAGAUGAGGGUCAAGUUUGACCGGGUCAGCGCUGUGGCCAAAGGGUUUUUGACCCGCUGUCUGCUCCGAUCAGACAAGGUGCAAGAGCUGGUCAAGACUAUCAGGGACACCCGGACGUUUGCCUUUGACUUCCAGACAGAGACGCCCAUCAAGAAAGGCGUGUUUACGUCGCAGGACAGGACUUUGCUAGAGCGUCUCGUCGCACAGCUCCAAGCGGCUCUCCUCGACCUCCACGAGAUUUUCUUCGAGAUCCCGACCUCGGAGCGGAUGGCUCUCAUCGAGCAGACGCGGGCCAAGGAGCAGGAGAAGAGAGUCCGGAUUUCCAAGGACAGUGUCAGAGGCUCUGGGCCCAGGAUCAGUCAGGCAACUCUGAAGGCUCUAGAACGGAAGAGAAAAGCAAGAGAGGCGGAAGCUUCUGCCAUGCUGAGCGUGUCCAGCUCACGACCCACCACCGCCCCUCCCGCCACCAGUAGCCCACGCUGUCAGAACCACCAGGACAUAAGCGGACCUCUGAGGAGACAUUUUGGUUUUCUCAUCUCCAGGGCUCUCAAACCUCUGCAGGGGCACGGUCAGACGCAGGUGUCUACCAGCAGAACGGACACCAGUCGGUCGGAGAAAGAACGCCCACGGACAGCCCCGGAGAAACAGCUGACUAAGCCAAAACGUAUCACUGCCCCGUCCCACCCCAGACCCUCGGUGUCCUCGGGCCAGGACUCGAGCAAGGACGCGCAGAAAGACGCUGGAGAUAAUGCCCCAUCCCCUGUGGCCCAUAAUGCCCCAUCCCACACCACCCACCCACCCUCCAAGUCCUGGAGAUAAUACUUCAUCCCCUGUGGCCCAUAAUGCCCCAUCCCACUCCACCCACCCACCAAGUCCUGGAGAUAAUACUUCAUCCCCUGUGGCCCAUAAUGCCCCAUCCCACUCCACCCACCCACCAAGUCCUGGAGAUAAUACUUCAUCCCUUUUGGCCCAUAAUGCCCCUUCCCACCAAUCCCCGGAGAUAAUGCCCCAUCCCGUGCGGCGCAUAAUGGCCCAUCCCAUGUUGCCAUCUUCACAUUCCUGUGUCAUCAAACUGUUGCCAUCUGCUGUACGGAGUUUGCCUUACUUGACUGUCAUGUCUGUAGAAAUACUGAAGGUGUGUGUUUGUGUGUGUAUGUGUGUGUGUUUGUGUGUGUGUGUGUGUGUGUGUGUGUGUGUGUGUGUGUGUGUGUCCUCUGUGAUGGAUGAUAGAUGAGGCAGUUCAUGUUCUGGAAAAUGUUCAAAGAUUUCCCCUGGUAGUGUCCUGUCUGUUCACUUGUCACAAGCUGUAGGAUAGGAGUCAAUAUCUUACCCCACAAAAUAGGACAUUUUCAAUCAACUAAAGGGGUGAUUU